AUGUUUGAGGCACGAUUGACUCAAGAUCUAAUCCUAAAUAAAGUUUUGGACUCACUGAAAGACCUUAUCACUGAAGCUUGCUGGAAUGUGAGCUCCUCGGUAUCUCACUCCAGAGUAUGGACUCAUCACGAUUCCCUUGUACACCUCGAACUGCGUAGCAAUGGAUUGGGCUGGUAACGCUGAGAUUGCACUGCCGCUAUGGGAGUCAACUUAUCCAGGUGGGUGAAUAAAGUUUGCAUUCAUUUUCAUGAGUCAACAUUGAUAACUAUGUUGAGUUGACCUAACACUAACACUUGCUCGCUGGCUUACUUGCAGCAUAUCUAAGAUUUUGAGGUGUAAAGGGAAUGAGAACAUCAUCACCCUACAUGCAGAUGAUACUGCGGAGACUCUUGUCCUGGUUUUUGAGACUGAAAGUAAGUAGGCCACAUAUACACACACACACACACACAUUUCUUCAAACACAUGCUGACCAGCACCAUGUAGCAAGGUCUAAUAUUUUCUGAGGCAUGACCUAAUAUUGUCUGUCUCUGUGUUAGAUCGGGAGAAAGUAUCUGACAAUGAGAGAUGA
Messenger RNA from Coregonus sp. 'balchen', 568 nucleotides. NCBI's taxonomy places the organism in Eukaryota, Metazoa, Chordata, Actinopteri, Salmoniformes, Salmonidae. The record is from the annotation of a GenBank genome assembly.